UCUUGUUGUGAAAACGAACUGACACUUCAAAACAACGGUGACAAAUGAUCUAGCCAGGUUGUCAUUUUGAGAUAUAACCACAGUCAGAGCACAGAAGCAAUAAUUAGUUUAAAACAACAAGAAGUUGUUAUUCAGUGUUAUUCAAUGGAACAACUGAAUGGUCAUCAGGGCGAAAAUGAAUCCCUAGACACAGAGGACGAGGACGAAGCGGUUCAGCCUCCACUGAAGCAGUCGCGUUCAAAGAAUGACAUUUGUAAUAAUUUUAGAGUAGACAGUUGUGGCAAAACGGAGGCCACUAGCACAACUACGGGUGGGGGAAGUGUAAUCGAUGAACGACGCACAUCAAACUCCACAUGCAGGCAGAGGCUUGACUCGCUGAGAAAGAACAGACCACCGUUCCCCUGGUUCGGGAUGGACAUUGGUGGCACGCUGGUGAAGCUGGUCUACUUUGAACCCAAAGACAUCACGGCUGAGGAGGAGCAGGAGGAGGUUGAAAAUCUAAAAAGCAUCCGGCGUUACCUAACCUCCAACACGGCCUACGGUAAGACAGGCAUCAGGGAUGUUCACCUGGAGCUGAAGGACCUGACCCUGUGUGGUCGCACCGGGAACCUCCACUUCAUCCGUUUUCCCACCCAGGACCUACCGGCAUUCCUUCAGAUGGCGCGCAACAAACAUUUCUCCAGCCUACACACCACCCUCUGUGCCACCGGGGGAGGGGCCUAUAAGUUUGAGUCCGACUUUCGCCAGAUGGCUGACCUGCAGCUGCUGAAGCUAGAUGAGCUGGACUGUCUGAUUAGCGGUGUCCUCUACAUAGACUCAGCAGUGUCCAGUCCUUCUGAGUGCUACUACUACGAGAACCCUACAGACCCUGAGCACUGUGUCCAGAAACCCUUCACUCUGGAGAACCCCUAUCCACUCUUACUGGUCAACAUUGGCUCUGGUGUCAGCAUACUCGCCGUCUACUCCAAAAACAACUACAAACGAGUUACUGGGACCAGUCUAGGUGGCGGGACCUUCCUGGGGCUGUGCUGCCUUCUGACAGGCUGCUCCAGCUUCGAGGAGGCUCUCCAGAUGGCCUCACAGGGUGAGAGCACGCGAGUAGACAAGCUGGUACGGGAUAUCUACGGAGGGGACUAUGAACGUUUUGGCCUGCCCGGCUGGGCUGUAGCCUCCAGUUUUGGGAACAUGAUGUGUAAAGAAAAGAGGGAGUCCAUCUCUAAAGAGGACCUUGCCAGAGCCACCCUGGUCUCCAUCACCAAUAACAUCGGCUCCAUCACCAGGAUGGUUGCACUCAACGAGAACAUUGAGAGGGUGGUGUUUGUGGGGAACUUCCUGAGGGUGAACACCUUGUCCAUGAAGCUGUUGUCCUAUGCCAUGGACUACUGGUCACACGGCCAGCUGAAAGCCCUCUUCCUCAGACACGAGGGUUACUUCGGAGCAGUUGGAGCUUUGUUGGAGCUCCUGAAUCCAUCCUGAUGGCUGUGGUGGUCCUGAAGGUCCAACUUGCACCUGAAAACAGAGUCAGAAUAGCACUUAAAGACUUUUGCUCUAAACCAAAGACCGCCCUAUAAGACUGCCAUUGUUUAGGUAUUGGUUCCCCUCACUGCUCAGCACUUUCAUGUACAGGUAAAUAGGCUUGCAGAUUGUAUUUGGUGAUAGGAAUGUCAAAUCCCUCCAGGAUCAUCUUCACCCCUGUUGCCUUGUCAGCUGUUGGCUUGCUGUUUGAAGAUGCUUUAGCCUUAUAAUGAACCAUCCAAAGAGAGGGAAUGUAGAUGGCCUAGUCCUGGACAAAAAAUAUAUUUCAGUGGAGAUUCUUCAUUGAGCAUUUUAGUCCAGGUCCAGGUGUAACUUGUGGUCCAGGAUGCUAGCACAAGGCCAUUUUUAGAAUUCGAUGGCUAAACUCUAAUGGAAACCACUAUAGCAGGGUCAAAGGCCACGGCCAAAGGUCCUGGGACAGGGCUGUUUGCAUUUUCCUGGAAUUAACUGCAGGGUUUAGAUCAGUUGCAAUCCCAGUCAAUUCAGGAAGGGGAUACCAAAAAGCUAGGUAAUUUGUCCAUUUAUACUCAAGUUCCACCCAAGAUUUGUUUUCUGCAUUUCCUCCUAAUUGGAGAGGUGCAAGAAGCUGCCAUGAUGAACCCUGGGAGAGGAAUCUGUGUAAACUGCAUAGAUUGGAGACAGAAGAAAACAUUGUUUUCACCUUGCUGGCUCAGGGAUUCAAUCCAGCAACCUUAUGGUUGCUAGUCAGAUGCUCUAACCAAUAAAUUGUUGAUAAUACUAUUUUACAGUUGUUGUUAAUACUGUAUCUUGUUGUCACUAAUGAAUGUAUAAUGGAAAAACCUACUGACCCUGUUUUAUUCUUCUGCAGCUUUAUUCAUUUACAUAUAGUUCAUUUUUGUCACAGAUGUUUGUCCCCUCUCUCUCUCCUGAAGUGAUAAUCUUCUAAAUUUGAAAUCUCUUAAAGUUUACGCAUUAUUUCUGUAAUUACUUAUCUGUGGUGUGCUUUGGUCCAGGGUUACUGUUUAUAUAUCCUAUUGUGCAGUAGAAUUUAAAGAUAGUAAUUCAUAUUCAACUAGAACAUCUUGGGAAGUGCCUGGUAUGUUCCUGUUCCUAUGUUGUGUAGAAAAAAAAGCUUUUUAGACCCCAGACUUUUCUGACUCUCUUGACCAAGGUCUCCCUCUGUCGGUGACAAGUUCAAUGUGCAAAAUAAACUUCGUAUUUUUUUUAUUACAAAUGUUUUUGUAAUAGAUUUAUUUUGUAUCGCAAAUAAACUGUCAAUAUCGUUA
Messenger RNA from Esox lucius (northern pike), 2783 nucleotides. It is a transcript of the gene pank2, whose product is annotated as pantothenate kinase 2. Gene Ontology annotation, biological process: coenzyme A biosynthetic process. Gene Ontology annotation, molecular function: ATP binding; pantothenate kinase activity. NCBI's taxonomy places the organism in Eukaryota, Metazoa, Chordata, Actinopteri, Esociformes, Esocidae. The record is from RefSeq and is a predicted model, not a curated record. Gene Ontology annotation, cellular component: cytosol; nucleus. The transcript has 8 exons. The coding region runs from base 145 to 1476 and encodes 443 amino acids.